AUGCAGUGCCUAGAGGACAUCAUUCCAGACGUCUGGCAAGACUUCAUGAAUCUCUUUCAGCAAACUGAGAUUUUCUCUGAUGCAGCAAUUAUCACCAACUCUCCUCCCUGGUUAUUGGCUUCUUCUCCUGAAGGCAACUUCUUCCUGAUAACUCCAGAAGAAAUCCAGUUCUUACUGGCAAGAGAGGAAAGAGAAAAGUUAUUUCUUCAGGGAGUCACCAUUGCUGGGAUCAAAUGCUUAUUAAUCCGAGACAACUUAUACACUGAGGGCAACAAUAGCAUGGAUCUGCGUACAAAAGGCCAAAGUCGAGGUAGCCAGGCAGUGGCAAUAGUACAAAUGGAGUCUGUGUACCUUGUGGUGAUGGGAAAAAGGGGGAUAGAAGGGGGCCCUCUCAAUCUCAAAGCUUUUGAGAUAGCAGGUUACAUGAGAGAGGCCAUUCUUCAACAAAUGGCCCGCUUUUAA
This is a messenger RNA of Nannospalax galili (Upper Galilee mountains blind mole rat), 462 nucleotides long. RefSeq names its product profilin-2-like. Bases 1 to 462 code for a protein of 153 amino acids. The transcript has a single exon. Gene Ontology annotation, cellular component: cytoplasm. Gene Ontology annotation, molecular function: actin binding. Gene Ontology annotation, biological process: positive regulation of actin filament bundle assembly; actin cytoskeleton organization; regulation of actin filament polymerization. NCBI's taxonomy places the organism in Eukaryota, Metazoa, Chordata, Mammalia, Rodentia, Spalacidae. The record is from RefSeq and is a predicted model, not a curated record.